AUGGAGCAUCCAAAAUUCGGUGCUGAUGGAGACGGUCUCCUCGUUAUUCAUGUGGCUCUUUACCGCAUGGCCACGAGAUCCUUUGCCGAAGCCUACAGGAUACUCGGCUACAAGACACACCACGGCACUGAAGACCUCCUAGGCAAUCCGUGGCUCAUUGCGGCGUAUCCCAAGGCGAAAAUCGUCGUGGUGCAGAGAGACUUUGAGAGUUGGUGGGCCAGCUAUCAGGCCGGCGUGCUGGAUCACAUAUUUCCGCGUCGACAGUGGCUCACGGUGUGGCUCAUUCGCAACGUGCUGCGGUCGCGCGCGGCCGAUGCCAUGAUCAAGGUCAACUACGGCCUCUUUAAUGCGACAAACAUGGCCGGCAUCAAGGACAAUGCGCGCAAGACCUAUGACGAGUAUUAUCGCAACAUUCGAGAGAGGAUACCGGCGGAGCGGCGGCUAGAAUACACAAUGGGCGAUGGAUGGGAGCCGCUGUGUGCGUUUUUGGGCGAGAAAGUGCCAGAUGUACCCUUUCCACGUCUGAAUGACAGCGCGUACCGUAAGCGGAGUCAACAGGCUGGCGAGAUGGUGGUUUUUCUGACAUCGGCGAAGAGGUUGGCAUGGCUCGCUCUGGCGAUAGGUGCGGUUAGUAUGGCGUUUUGGCAUAUGAGCAUCUGA
Messenger RNA from Beauveria bassiana ARSEF 2860, 660 nucleotides. Its product is annotated as efflux pump antibiotic resistance protein. The transcript has 2 exons. Lineage: Eukaryota; Fungi; Ascomycota; Sordariomycetes; Hypocreales; Cordycipitaceae. The record is from RefSeq and is a predicted model, not a curated record. Bases 1 to 660 code for a protein of 219 amino acids.